AUGGGGCUGCCGCUAGACAAGAGUAGGAUCAAUUGUACAGCAGCAACAGCAGCAGCAGCAGCAGCAGCAGCCGCACCAGCACAGAAGAGCGGAUACUCGUUGCAGCAGCAACAGCAGCAGCAGCAGCAGCAGCAGCAACAGCAGCAGCGGAUCAAUUGUACAGCAGCAACAGCAGCAGCAGCAGCAGCAGCAGCCGCACCAGCACAGAAGAGCGGAUAUUCGUUCGCUGCAGCAGCAAACAGCAGCAGCAGCACGAGCAGCAGCAAAGCCUGCAGCAGCAGCAGCAGCAGCAGCAUUCGCUGCAGCAGCAAACAGCAGCAGCAGCACGAGCAGCAGCAAAGCCUGCAGCAGCAGCAGCAGCAGCAUCAGCAGCAGCAAAGCCUGCAGCAGUACCAGCAGCAGCAAAGCCUGCAGCAGCAGCACCAGCAGCAGCAAAGCCUGCAGCAACAGCAGCAGCUGCUGCAGCAGCAGCAGCAGCAGCAGCAGCAGCAAGUAUUGUGGCAACAAGAACCGCUGCUGCAGCAACAGAAGUUCUGCUGCAGCGACAGCAGCAGCAGCAGUACCAGCAGCAGCAAAGCCUGCAGCAGCAGCACCAGCAGCAGCAAAGCCUGCAGCAACAGCAGCUGCAGCAGCAGCAGCAGCAGCAGCAGCAGCAGCAAGUAUUGUGGCAACAAGAACCGCGGCUGCAGCAACAGAAGUUCUGCUGCAGCGACAGCAGCAGAUAACAGCCACCACGAUUUUUGUGCUGCAGCAGCAGCAGCAGCAACUGCAGCAGCAGCAGCUGCAACAGCAGCAACUGCAGCAGCAGCUGCUGCAACAGCAGCAACUGCAGCAGCAGCAACUGCAACAAACAGGAUGUCUAGGCAUUUGUUGGUUACGAGUCCCUUACCCCCAUUCAUAUAUUUUUUUCUGCUGCAGCAGCUGCUGCAGCAGCUGCUGCAGCAAGAGCAUCACCUGCUGCAGCAGCAGCAGCAGCAGGAAAUGUGCGAGGUGCAGCAGCAGCAGCAGCAGCAGCAGCAGCAGCAGGUUGCUGCUGCUGCUGCUGCUGCUGUUUUCAUGUGCUAG
Molecule: messenger RNA, 1065 nt
Organism: Eimeria mitis
Lineage: Eukaryota; Apicomplexa; Conoidasida; Eucoccidiorida; Eimeriidae
Source: RefSeq, a predicted model, not a curated record